UGUCUUUGGACUGUGGGAGGAAACCUGAGAACCCGGAGUAGACCCAUGCUAACGGGGAGAACAUGCUAACGCCACACAGAAGGCCCCAGGCGGGAUUUGAACCUGUGACCCUCUGGCUUCGAGGCGACGGUGUAGUUGUAAUGUUUAGUAUACAGUUCGUUUGAUGUAAUGACUUCCUGUUGCAGCGCAGCAGCUCUGACACUCAUCCAGUCCAGCAGCUUAACUAAUAGGAUUACACCAGAAACCUCCCGUCUGCUCAGCUGACAGCAGCGAGCAGCCCGGAGACGCCAAACCGUCCUCAACCUCCACGCACUCAGCUUCCUGUCCUACUGGACCCGGUGGAUGGACCAGCUUCCUGUUCUGCUGGACCUGGUGGAUGGACGAGUCUGAGACCAAUGAGAUGAGGACGUGGACUUAAGUCGUAGAGUCCACCUGGACUUCCUUCAGACUCAGAGUCCUCCUGGACGUCCUUCAGACUCAGAGUCCUCCUGGACUUCCUUCAGACUCAGAGUCCUCCUGGACGUCCUUCAGACUCAGAGUCCACCUGGACUUCCUUCAGACUCAGAGUCCUCCUGGACUUCCUUCAGAUCUGAGACCGAUGAGCUGAGGACGUGGACUCUAAGACGUAGAGUCCUCCUGGACUUCCUUUAGUUCUGCUGAGACAUGGCAGGAAAGACCGGGACGCUGGUUCUGUGGACGCUCGCCGCGGUGCUGCUGUCAGGACGCAUCUACACCGAGACAGAUGCACCUGAUGACCCGGCGGUGGACUCGGAGGAGCGCGGUGGAUAUUUGGGCGACCCGGCGGUGGACUCAGAUCAGCUUCUAUACAGACGACACGCCGCUCUGACUCGGAGAAAAAGGAAUAUCUUGUUUCCCAGCGGAGUCAAACUUUGCAGUCAAGAGACGCUGGACGAGGCCGUCGCCAACCACCUGAACUACUUCCACCUCAGAGUGUGCCAGGAGACGGUGUGGGAGGCCUUUAAGAUCUUCUGGGACCGGUUGCCGGAGCGGGACGAGUACCAGGACUGGGUCGGUCGCUGCAUGGAUGGAUCGCUCGGCGUCAUGGACAUCGGCAGCUUCUUCAGCCAAUCAGAGGAGCACACAGACCUCAUCAGGACCAGGGUUGCCCUGGCGGCGGCGGCGAUGAACAGUGUAACCAUCACACCAGGUCCUCCUCCAUGCAGCUCUGAAUCAACGUCCAGUGUCCAGACGGCCGGAUCACUGAGACCAGCAGACGUCAUCUUCAUCGGCUCGGACACAGCUGACCACGAUGACCUUCCACCGGGCUUCGAGUUCACUGCUUGGACCGCUCCACCUUCUGCAACCGAAUGGUCGGUUCAAGACACUGCAACAUCCAGAACCAGGACCUCUGAGCCUGCGAUCGCUGCCAUGCCAGAAGACACUGAAGAUGUCCAGGACGUUGAGGACAUUGCGGAGGAUACGGUAGAGGUGGAGGUCGCUGACUCUGUUACCCACAAGCCCUUUGCUGGGAUUGUUGAGGAAGACCCAACAGAAGAGGAGGAUGUAGUGGAAGAUGUGGAUGUACCUGAUGUCACCCCAGAAGGUGAGGAGCCACCCUCAGAGAUCAUGGCUGAAGUGGUCCCCACAGAAGCUACUGUUGGGUUUUACACAAAGCCCACUACGGUACCGGCCACACUGGAAGAAUUAGGAGAGGAAGUACCCUCGGAGCCCGGGGCCCUGGCUCCGUCAGAAGGCCUACCCGAGCAGACACCUGAGAUAAUCUCCAACGUCGUUGUGGGCCCAGAAGUUCAAGAAGCUCCAGAUAGUUCUUUGGAUUUCACCCCAGAUGAAGCCUUGACUGAUGAGGUUGAGGAAACUGUACCAGAUGCACCUGAAUUAGUUGAGGUGGCAAUUCCUGAGGAACCUGAAGAUGACAUACUGAAACCACCUGUAGAACAUCCUUCAGAGGCCGCUGUAGAAGUUCAGGUCAGCACCGAUGCAACUCCAACUGUAUUUUUGAUAACAGAUCCAGAAGAAGAAGCAGAAGUAUUUAUUAAAGUGACUCCAGAACAAGAAUCUGUCUCUGUUCCUUCCCAGACCUCCGACCGGAUCCCAGAACAAGAAUCUGUCUCGGUUCCUUCCCAGGCGUCCGUCCGGACCACAACAGACGAGAUAGCAGUAGAAGUUAGUAAAGCGCCAGGCGGCAAACCAACCCUGACCGAGCCAGCCGUAGUGAUCUUACAAGAUGACCAGGAUGAAGACACCUCCGAUGACACUGAGGAGGUUCCACCAAACACUACAGUGGAGGCAACCGUUACCGUACAGGAUACAGUAGAACCUUCGGUACGUGUCACAGUAGAAGAAGAACCAGCUGAAGCUACAAUAGAAACAGCAAUCAUUGAAGAACGGCCAGUAGAGACAGUAGGAGAAGGAACAAUUGAAGGUGAAGAAACACCAGAGGAACCCACAGAACCUGUAGUGAAAGACGGAACAGGUGUUAUUGAAUUUGCACAAGAAGCAGAACCUGUUCAAGAAACUGAAGAAGUAGAACCUACAGGAGAUGCUGCAAAAGAAGCAGAACCUGUAGUAGAACCUACAGGAGAAACUGUGCAAGAACCAGAACCUGUUCAAGAAACUGAAGAAGUAGUAGAACCUACAGGAGAUGCUGCAAAAGAAGCAGAACCUGUAGUAGAACCUACAGGAGAAACUGUGCAAGAAGCAGAACCUGUUCAAGAAACUGAAGAAGUAGAACCUACAGGAGAUGCUGCAAAAGAAGCAGAACCUGUAGUAGAACCUACAGGAGAAACUGUGCAAGAACCAGAACCUGUUCAAGAAACUGAAGAAGUAGUAGAACCUACAGGAGGUGCUGCAAAAGAAGCAGAACCUACAGAAGAAACUGUGGAAAUAGUAGAACCUACAGGAGGUGCCACAAAAGAAGCAGAACCUACAGAAGAAACUGUGCAAGAACCAGAACCUGUUCAAGAAACUGAAGAAGUAGUAGAACCUACAGGAGGUGCUGCAAAAGAAGCAGAACCUACAGAAGAAACUGUAGAAAUAGUAGAACCUACAGGAGGUGCUGCAAAAGAAGCAGAACCUACAGAAGAAAAAGUGCAAGAACCAGAACCUGUUCAAGAAACUGUAGAAACAGUAGAACCUACAGGGGAUGCUGCAAAAGAAGCAGAACCUACAGUAAAAACUGUACAAGAACCAGAACCUGUUCAAGAAUCUGUAGAAGUAGUAGAACCUACAGGAGGUGCUGCAAAGGAAGCAGAACCUGCUGAAGCGACAAAACCCACAAGAGAACCAGCACAAGUUGUGGAACCUGUAGAAGAGACAGCAGAAGAGACAGAACCCACCAAAGAACCAGCAAAAGAAGCAGAACUAGUAGAAGAAAUUGCAGAGGAGAAGGAACCCAAAGGAGAACCAGCACAAGUAGUGGAACCAACGCAAGAAGCAGAACUUGUAGAAGAAAUUGCAGAGGAGAAGGAACCCACAGGAGAACCACCACAAGUAGUGGAACCAACGCAAGAAGCAGAACUUGUAGAAGAAAUUGCAGAGGAGAAAGAACCCACAGGAGAACCAACACAAGUAGUGGAACCUGUAGAAGAAACAGAACUCAUAGAAGAACCAGCACAAGAAGCAGAACCCGUACAAGAAAUUGCAGAGGAAACGGAACCCACAGAAGAACCAGCACAAGUAGUGGAACCUAUAGAAGAAACAGAACUCGUAGAAGGAAUUGCAAAGGAGACGGAACCCACAGGAGAACCAGCCCAAGUCGUGGAACCUGUUGAAGAAACACAACUCGUACAAGAAAUUGCAGAGGAGAAGGAACCUACAGGAGGACCAGCCCAAGUCGUGGAACCUGUUGCAGAAACAGAACCCACCAGAGAAGCAGAACUGGUAGAAGAAAUUGCAGAGGAGAAGGAACCUGCAGCAGAACCAGCCCAAGUUGUGGAACCUAUUGAAGAAACAGAACUCGUAGAAGAAAUUGCAGAGGAGCAGGAACCUACAGGAGGAACUGCACAAGAAGCGGAACCUGAAGUAGUAACUGAUGAGGAUAAAAUGAAUCUUGCCAUAAAAUCCGUAGAUAUCUCACAAGAAGCAGCCGGAGGGGAACCAUUGGAGGAUCGAGACGAAGCGGGUUCUGAGGAACCGGAGGAGGUUAGUGUUGCCGAGGAAGUCGUCCCAGACACUGUUGAUGCAACGCCACCAGAGUUUGAUGAAGAGAUCACUCCAGAUAUCGUUGUCGUCCCAGAAGACGACGUGGAGGACACUCCUGAACCAGAGGUAACCGGGGAACCUCCAGGAGGGCCUGAGGCAGAAGUACCACCAGAACCCACCAGGAAGACUACUACACCGGUGGUUGAGGCUGCAAGUGAAGCUCCAGAAUCUUUCCCUGAGAAAGAAAUAGUCCCAGAGGCUCCGAGUGAAACCUCUCCAGAAAUUGUGACUCUUGCCCGUCCAGAGACGACCUCAGGGGUUCCCGACGAGCCGGUUCUGGAGGUUGCACCUGGACCAAGUGAGGACCAGGUUGUCCCAGAGGAAGUUGAGGGUACCUCCCCAGAUGUUAAAGCAGAAGAAACCAUGACGGAGGCUCCAGUAGAGGUCACCUCCGAGUCUUUUGCCGAAGUCACCCCAGAAAUGACGCAGGCUUCUGCUGUGGAUGUCACUUUAGGGGUUACAACCAAGUACGUACCGGAGUACAACAACGGCAACUUCCCCCACCCAACAGAGAGGCCGGAUGACUUAGAGGACAACUUCCUGGGAAACAACGACUUUGGGUUCGAGGAGGAGAACGCUAUCGGUAACGAGAUCGACGAGACGCUGCUGUGGCCCUCGAAGACUCUGAAGGUCCAGGUGGUGGAGCUGAGCAUCAAGCUGAGAGCAGAAACCUACAACGACGCUCUGAGAGACCCGAGCAGCUUCCAGUACCAGCAGCUCGCCAAACACUUCACCCGCCGGAUCGAAGACGCCUUCGACAGGCUGCCGGGCUUCAAGAGCGUCUACGUGGUCGAGUUCAGACCUCAGAAGGACCUGGAGCGGGGUCUGGUGGUUCUGGUCCACUACGCCAUCACCCUGGAGGUGGACAGCAGCAGCGGCAUCGCCAACGACACGCUGGACUUCAUCUCUCUGCAGAACAACCUGGUGGAAAAGAACUACCCCGGAGCCGCCGAGCAGCCCACCGUCGUCUACACCAUCACCGACUUCCGCAACUACAUCACUGAGGCUCUGCACAAGGACAACUUGCUGAGCAACAGCAGCCUGGCGAUGCAGACGGACGCUCUGCGGCUGGAGAACGCGGAGAACUUGUUACCGAUUGUGAAACCUACUAUCCGACCGUCCGACGCCUUCGACAACAUGGAUAACAUCCUCGCUGCAGAGAAGCCUCCCGACGCUCCGAUCCACGAGGUGGAAAGCAACAUCUUCCUCAACAAAGACGACUUCCUGUUCGACCCCUUCGACGAGUGGAAAGUCCCCCAGGUUGAGGUGGUGAGCGAGAACGACGUCUUCAUGUUCGACGACAUCACGAUUCCGACACCCGCCGCCGAUUUCCCCAAGAAGACCAUCGGGAGAGAGAAUAUUGAAGAUGAGGGAUUCCUUGAAAGUAAUGCUCCUGCCGCCGGUGACGACCCCCGAGAGGACCUUGCGGUUGGUCCCGGAGGCUCCCCUGCAGCCGUCGCCCCUCCAGCGCCGGUGAAACCACAAACAGGCUCUGAGGCCACGCUGGACGGAGGAUCUGGCUCUGGUUUCUCUGGAGACGGCCAGGGUGACGAUCUCUGGGCCCGGCAGCCGGCGACAUCCUCUUACGAGACUAGCUUCUACGAGGAGGGGGACGGCAGCCUGGAGGUGCUACCGCCGCCUGACCUGGAGGAGACCGAGGACGAAGAUGAAGACGAGGAGGUCUUCACCGUUGAGUCGCCAACCACUGACAAAGAGGACGUAAUUGCGAUGGAGUUCACCAAUGCUUCCCCUUUGCAGACAACAACGGUUCCUGCUUUUGAAAAAUCAGUGCUGGAUGGAGGCAUUGAGGAACCUUUCUUGGACCAGGUUUUAGUUACGCAGCACAUCAGUACAGACCCUCGUUACUCAACCACCACCGGAGCACCUGUAUUCUCGCCCGAAAGAACCUUGACUGUUGAACUUUCAGUGCAAACAGUGGAGGCAUCCGGCAUCUAUGACGAUGACUCCUUGACCGGACCACAUACCCUCACGGCGCCAGUCACAGAUCCUCCUGAACCUGAAGCUAGGACUCGCGAGGCCCCUGUUUUUGCAGGGCCAACUGAUUCCGCAGUCAGGCUUCCAGAAACCGCUGAAGAUGUGGAAGUAACUACUGAUGCAGCAAUAGAGCUUCCAGUGGCUACCGUUGGGUCUGAAUCAGAAGAAUAUGUACCCGAGAAGGAGGAGGUUGAAGUUAUUGUUGCGCCUGAAGCACCUGAAGUCCCUGACACUGACACUUCCUCUACCGAAGCGUCACCUACGUUUGUAGAAGUCCAGGCAGUCACAGUCAAAGAAUCCAGCCUUGAUACGAUCACCGUAGAAUCGCCAGAACUUAAGAUAUUCACGGAAAAUCCUAAAUUGCUGCCGCCAGAAACCGAAGACCACGAUGAGGUAGAAAUUUUAGAGGAGCAACACAUCAUCGGCGUCACCGAUCCUGUGAUAACGACGACGCUGGCGGUUGGUAUCCAAGACGAGGAUCUGGUUGUGGAUGAAGUCAUGGUUGUCACCACGACGACUGCCGCUCCGGUCCUCACUUCUUCUGUAAGUCCAGACCACAGCAGAAGCAUCGCUCUCUCGCCUGAGAAGGAAUCACCAUUCACUCGAGUGUCGGAUUCGGCGCCGGAUGACGAGGAACCGGUUGACCAUGAGCACAUGAACCAUGAAGACGUUGACGAAGUUCCAAUGAAUCCGACUUCAGCUGUUCCUCAUUUGAAGCCAUCGGUGGUGGUUGUGGACAAAACAGAAGGUGCUUCAACGGAUGCCGUAGAAGCAUCGCUAGGAGACUUGUUAACCACCUUGACGAAUGCUUCAGAGAGUGAAUCAGGUAGUGUUACCCUCCAAACUUCCUUGCUUCAGGAAGUCAACAACUCCACCCCCGCCGCAACCGAGAUCCAACCCUUAGAUUUUUCUGAGGUGCCGAGCAUCGACGUGAGCUUCGAUGUGUUCCCGUAUGGCGGUGUGGCAGUUGAAGGUGACAGCAGCGGCUUCUACAGUGGGGCUCAGGGUUCAGACCUGGAUGCCUUCGCAUUGCCAACCCGACCCGGCAAGGCCCUGACGGUGUUCUUCAGGCUCAGGGUGACCAACAUGGCAUUCUCCUUGGACCUCUUCAACAAGAGCUCCCCUGAGUACAAGGCCUUGGAGCAACGCUUCCUAGAACUGCUGGUCCCGUACCUUCAGACCAACCUGAACAACUUCCAGAACCUGGAGAUCCUCAACUUCAGGAACGGCAGCAUCGUGGUGAACAGCAGGAUGAGGUUCGGUAAGCCAGUUCCCAGAGGGGUCGACAACGUGGUCUACCUCAUCCUGGAGGACUUCGCCAACACCGCUUACCAGACCAUGAACCUGUCCAUCGACAAGCACUCGCUGGACGUCGAGUCAGGUGACCGGGCCGACCCCUGUAAGUUCCAGGACUGUAACGACUUCUCCAGGUGUCAGGUCAACAGGUGGUCCGGUGAGGCCGAGUGCGUGUGCGCCGCCGGCUACCUGAGCGUGGACGGCCUGCCGUGUCAGAGCGUCUGCGAGGUGCAGCCCGACUUCUGCCUCAACGACGGCAAAUGUGACGUCAUCCCCGGCAAGGGCGCCAUCUGCAGGUGUCGGGUCGGAGAGAACUGGUGGUAUCGCGGUGAGCACUGCGAGGAGUACGUCUCCGAGCCGCUGGUGGUUGGCAUCGCCAUCGCCUCGGUGGCCGGCUUCCUCCUGGUGGCGGCCGGCAUCAUCUUCUUCCUGGCACGGAUGCUGCGAGAGCAGUACGAUGGGGAGGACAGCGAGGACCCGCUACGACGGGGAAACAGUCCGCCAACGCUGGAGCGCGCCACCAAGUUGGACCCCACGUUUGAGAGCGACCAGGUCACCGCCCAGUACUACCGGCGCUACAAUGACGACAACGCGCCCCACUACAGCAGCCACGCCGGCACCGGCGGCUCCAGAGACCUCGACAGGGCUCUCGAGAUACAACACAUCUGCCAGAACACCACGCUCACCCAGGAGGAGAUCCAGGAGCGUCUGAGGAUCAUCGAGUUGUGCGCCAGAGAUCAACACUUUGCAGACUUUGUGCGACAGACUCAAUUGUGA
Messenger RNA from Sebastes umbrosus (honeycomb rockfish), 8250 nucleotides. RefSeq names its product interphotoreceptor matrix proteoglycan 2b (gene impg2b). Gene Ontology annotation, biological process: visual perception. Lineage: Eukaryota; Metazoa; Chordata; Actinopteri; Perciformes; Sebastidae. The transcript has 19 exons. Bases 664 to 8250 code for a protein of 2528 amino acids. Gene Ontology annotation, molecular function: hyaluronic acid binding; heparin binding. The record is from RefSeq and is a predicted model, not a curated record.